This is a messenger RNA of Durusdinium trenchii, 1276 nucleotides long. NCBI's taxonomy places the organism in Eukaryota, Dinophyceae, Suessiales, Symbiodiniaceae. The record is from the annotation of a GenBank genome assembly.
CCCUAUUCUAAGGAGCAAAACCCCAAAUGAUCCCAAAUGUUGUUCUUCAAGACCGACUUCCAAAAUUCCAACUGUGGUCGUGUGGAUGAGAACCACCGUCGAUUCCACACCUGUCCAACCUGGGUGGCUCGCCUAAAGCAUCCUCAGCCUUCAAGCAUCACGUCCUUCGUUUGGAUCUGGUGAGCGAACAGAGUGGGUUCUGCAUGGUUUUUCUUUCGAACCACCCAAACCACCCGAAUCGGAGAGUUCUGCCGUCCGUGGAGCGCCUGAGCUGGAAGUUGGUGUUUGAGACGUGCUUGAAUUCAAAGGAUUUGCUGGGCAUGUUUUCAAACAUGUCAAACGUGCAUUUUUCAACACUGCAAACCCCCAAAUCCAGUACGUCUCGGUCACUUCGCUGCUUUUGGCCUCGCUUUGGGCCGACACUGCUUGCCUCGACCGACACUGCUUGCCAGUGGACUUCCGAGUGCCCAUUGACGUUGGAACUCUGCCCAGAGCCACCACGUAUGAUUGUGGUGUGGCCGUCCGGCCGGGCUUGGAGAAGUUUCUUGAGUGGAUCAAGGAGCGGAGGCGCGAAGGCCUGAUCGAAGGCCCUUGGAUCUACACCACCUCGACGCCAAACUAUACCAAGGCUCUGAUGCGACACGUGGAUCCGGGUGGCAAAGUCUUCGCCAUGCGCGUGCUUACUCGGGAUCAAUGCACACCUUGCCAAGUACCAGGCUUUUUCUUGAAGGAUAUGUCGUUGAUCCGGUCCAAGAUGGAUGGGGACGACUCCAACUCACUGCAGCGCAGGAUCUUGGUGGACAACAAUCCGGUCUCAUGUGUGCUUCACCCAAGCGGAUCAGUGCUGGUCCGCGAUUGGCUUGGCGACGCGGAGGAAGACCAGGAGCUGGAGAGACUUCAAAAGCUGCUUGAGGCUUUGUUGCAGGACAGUCAGGGCGACUAUGCUGCCCGUCUGGUACGGAGCUUGGAGAUGAUCCCGAAGGGCGAAGUCCUUCUGAUGGAUCGGUGGGAGUAGAUGUUAACGUCUGGAGCUUGUCAUGUGGCCGAGGCCACUUUUGUGACUUCCCAACUUGCUCUAGCUUCAGAAAAGCAACAACAACAACAACAACAGCAACAACAACAAGAAGAGGGAUGAACCGGCGAACACUUGGAUUUCCCCUCUUUUGAUGAAUUCUUCGAGUCGCCUCGACCGCAAGAGAGAGAGAGGAAGAGAGAGAGGGAGAGAGAGAGAGAGAGCGCGCAUACGCGCGCGAAUCUAGGCGCAGAUGACCAGAGG